CGGGACUGCAUGAAACCCAGCGUCUUAGAGAAACAUCUCCGCUGUCACACUGGGGAGAGGCCCUACCCCUGUACUGUUUGUGGAGUUUCUUUCAAAACUCAAAGCAACCUCUACAAACAUAAGCGCACUCAGGCUCAUGCACGCCUGUCGUCUGAGUCUGAGCAGAGCAGCCAGGGAAGCCUAGACAGCAUAUCCAACUCCAGAGAGACAUAUACCUCCAGUUUGUCUGUGGAGGAGCCUGGCUGCCUGGAAAAGGAUGCCUCUCUACCUGCUGCUGAGAUCUCCAGUCCAACCAGUACAACAAAGGUCUGCUCUGGAAAGACACCAGGCUCCACUAGUGAGCAAAACGAGUUGACCCCUAUAGGUCAAAAUCCAGGGCCACAUGAAAAGCCAACGAGGGAUGAUGAAAAACAGAAAAAGGAAAAUGAAAAUUCUCCUCUACCCGCAAAUCGACAUCUUCCCCUCCAGAGGCAAGAGGCUACUCUCUUCUCUAAGCAAUGGGAAAGUUCAGUAUCAAGAGGAAAAUCACAAAGCCAUGAAAGCACCGACUCAGGAUUCAGUGAAAUCAGUGACCACUACCCCAGCCCCAGCAGUGUUUUACCUGACCACAGUAUGGAUUCAUUAACCGAGUCAACCAAGGAGCAUCUUUUAGAAACCUCUGACACACAUUCAGAACCUGGCCAAAUUAACCAGGAUUCAAAAGACAAUGCACGGGAGCAGGAGCAGAAGAUAUUGGAGGAGCGAAUAUCCAAACUGAUUUCACAGAAUUCAGCUGUUGUGGAGGACAAACAGCUGGAAAAUGUGAGGCCGCGAAAGACAGUCCUGUCAAAGCAAGGUAGCAUUGACCUUCCGAUGCCCUACACCUACAAGGACUCCUUCCACUUCGACAUGAGGAUCAAUAAAACGCAAAAUGUUGGGUUACAAAGGAAUAAGAAGCCUGGUUUUUACAACUCAGUGCCAACACAACACUCUGUGACUAUGGAGCAUGCACCCCUAACACGCAGCAACUCCCUCCCAUUUAGCGUCACCCUCCUGCAGCCUGAGAAAAGCAGCCCAACCACCCCCUAUCAGAGUGAUUAUGUAACACUCGUCCGACGGGGAAGCUCCGGCCAAAUCAAUCCAACAGGUUUUGCGAUUAAGCCUGUGAACCAGCAGUCAUCUACGCACCGCCCACUGGUCCGGCAGACAGCCGUAGACUGUAACCACGCAACAGACGGUCUCUUCAAGAAUUCAUCUGUGGAGGAGGCGUGCACCAGCAGUCUCAGCUGCGAUGGUGGCGAUGGUGACAUUUGUGGAGAGCCAAGCAACAGAAAGUUCCGGAGGAAGAAGGCACAGAAGUUUGCCUACAACAAGUGGUACAUGUAUGGUGGAGGGACAUUUAAAAAGCUCUAUGAUGACAGAGGAGGCGAUAGCGGUGUUGUCAAAGGCAGGAAAUCUUUAACAACCCCAGAGCAUGAAGUUAUUCAGGGUCUACAAAAAAGACUGUCAGCAGGGCAUAAAGAGACAGGAACAAUAACAGGAUCAGUGCAAAACUUCACAAGCAAUACAGCAACGGUGUGUCAUCCAGGCUGCCCUCCUAACAGACCUCCCCCUGUGCCUGGAGUCGAAUUUAAUCUAAAAAGUGCCCAGUUUCAUUCAUCAUGCAGUUCCCUCAGGAUGCCACUCAGGAGAAAUCUAUCUUUGUCAACACUGCCGUUAUCUUCUAUUGGAUCGCUGGUUACCCACACCACAGACAGCAUAAGUAGAACAGAGGCAGGGAGAGUGAUUAAUGAAGGAAAACAUACUGACUCCACCUCGCAGCUUGGCGGAGCCCAUAUUCCCUCAGACAGAAAAAAGCAGAGAACUGAUGACAAAAUCAUUUGCCCUCAGGAGAUGGAGACUGACCCAAACACACUGACUCAUCCUCCUCCCUCUGUCACUGCCGGCGUUCCUCAGCAAGAGACAAAACUCACUUACAUCAACAUUCAAACAAAUCAAAACCAUGCUCAGCUUAAAGCGGCUCUCUUUCCUGCUUGUAUAAUCAAUGCAAAUGCACCAUCUGUUAGCACCUCACCAGCUACUUCCAUACCCACUGCUGCCAAAACCAGCUUCCUACCCAAGUACCAGCUAAAGCUACCAAAUGCUUCAGAAUCUGAUUCAAAUCCAUCAUUACAAGUUGGGGAUAAACUGACAGGAAGUGAUGGCAGCAGCAAUUUCACCUCUGUCCUGCCUAGCACGGUGAAAACUUUACCUUCGGCCACAAUAUCUGAAAAGCAGUGCAGUGACCCCAUCAAUUCACCUUUGAUUCAGCCUUGUACAUCACUUUUCAGCUCUACACAACUCAUCUUGCCUUCUGCAGCCACAACCCCUUCUUGUCAGGCAGAUACACCAGGACUGAGUCAAAAGGUAACCUCCAGUCCAGCUGUAGCACACAAGCUUUUUGCAGCACCCACAAAAACCACAGCCUGCUUGCAUAAUUACCAGGCAGGGUUAUGCAGUACUAUGACGGAAAAUCCAUCCAUGAAAACCACUGUGCAGAUACUCAAACCUGUUGCACUUGAGGCUGAGAACACUGCUACAUCCACUAUAACCACAGAACACAAUCAGUCUCAACCUGCUGCUAGCACAGGUUUUUCACAAGCUCAGCAACAUCUUCCUCCACAUAUAAAUGCCUCAACAUCAUCAUCAGGCCAUCCCAGCCAGUUGGAUGGAGUGACCACCUGCUCAAAUAGUCCAUUAAUACCAUGUCACAUCGUUCCAUUUGACUCGGGGCAGCCAGUCGCUCAGAACGUGUUUCAUGUUCACACGGCAGAUCUGCAGAUUUGCUUGCAGAUCAUAUCCGACGAGCAGCUGGCUCUUAUUGAACCCCAGAUUGAGAGGCAAGCAGGUAGCAGCCUCUCACAGACGUGUGAGAUGGAAGUCACGGCAGGAGGCACGCAAAAUAAAGCACAAAGCUUUGACACCACUCAAAGUACUAAUGAAGAAAGGGACUGUGAACAGCUUGGACUUCAAAGGGAAAUAAACCAAAGCAAGUCUCUACCCACACUUAACAUGGACAACAUAAAACCUCCGAUGUCUGUUAGUUUUGAAAAUGCGCAGCCAAAUAUCCCCAUGACUCAGGCCACAGCUGAAUCUGAGUCUCCUGAAGGUCCAGCCUUGUCAAUACGCCCACACAAAUACAGCCAUAUAAACAUGGACGCAGAGCCACGUAACUAUGCAGGAGAAGUUAUGUCAACUGUGGCUUCUCUCAAAGGUGUAAAGGCAGGAAGAAGCCAAACUUCAGAGCAGGAACAUGCCCCUCCUGUGAACUGUUCUGAUGAGGAGCAGCUUUUGCCAGACGGAAGGGUUAGCCAAGGUGAACUGAUCCCUCAAACACCAUCCGGCCAACACAAGCUCUGCCCUGAAAACAUGACCUGUGUGUCUUUUAGCUCAGAGGAAAAGUGUAACAGUGAAUUAUCCGUUGAAGAAAGCCAACCCAAACCUAGAAAUCAAGGAAGCCUAUGUUCUGUGAGCAAAAUGAAAACUGUGGUACACCAAAGCAGCAUGUCCGAAAACGAAGAAGCCCGUUCGUUUGUGCAGGUCAGACCUGGGCAGGCCUUCAGCAUUCCGUGUACCAACGAACAUUCCAGGUCAGCUUCCUCGUUUUCCAUCAGUAAUGGCAGAACUCCAAGACAAUUGAACACACAAGCCUUGAUUUACAGCAUCAGUCCUGUGGAAUGCACUUUAUCUGAGACUUUGAAUUCAUCCAAACAUGUAAACACUGGAUAUGAGGAGGUUUUGGACAGCCCCGCCCCUUCACAGGAAAUAAACCUCGGUAAAUCAGAGGAUGUUAUCAGCUUGGCUCCAUCAGAGCAACAACCUGCUCAGGUUACUUCAGCGUCUGGCAGCAUCCAGGUGGAAGUUCCCAAAGAUGUCCCAGCAGAGCUAAAAACUGUUCCAAACCCCAGCACAGAUGGAGACUCCCCGACUGGACGUGCAGCCCAGGAGGAGCAGCAGACACAGGGAGAUGGAGGAGGUGGAGGAGAUGGAGGUGAUGGAGGAGAUGGAGGUGAUGGAGGUGAUGGAGGGGCCCCGGGGCGUCCAGACUGUGCAGACCAGAGGCCACAGCAGAACCAGGAGGUCAGACAGAAUCAUCAACAAUGCAUAGAAGGACAUGGGAGUGGAACAGAGGACAAGAACGGAGGACUGAAGUCAGACAGCUGCACAUACAUCCUGUUAGCAGAUCUGAUCAAACCAGAGGGAGAGGUCACGAAGGUCAAGCCGGAUUCCUUUCCAAACUCUUCGCUAUCUGAGCAGCAUCUUCAGCAUCUUUCCCAGACGCACUCAGGAAUGUCUGAGUACCCUCCGCAAAGCCCUCAGCUGGUCCCAGGCACAUCAAAUAACCUCCACGGACCUGCCAACAGCGCUCAGGUGGGCCCUCGGAACCUUCUGGAAGUGGGUAAUUUGUGUUUGUCACAACACUGGGAGAGCGGCGCACACGACUAUCCCUGUAAAUCUACAGACGAACAGCCCCGGCCAAGACAAACGCAGGCUGUUUCGUACCCCGAGCCGGAUUUUCAACAAACAUUUUCACACGUGGAGCAACAGCAUGAGUGUAAGAAACGCAGCGUGGACCCAUCUGCUCAGCGUCGAGAUGAUACUGGCGUCGUAACGGGCUGUAGCGUCGAGUCAGGAAUUCACAGAGGCCUCUUAUCUGAUGUCAAAGCUACAUCAUCAGCUGCACAAAUAAGCCAAAUUUCUCUCUGUGGUCAAAUCCAAACAGUGAUGGAGGAUGUGAAAGGAGAAACUGCCGUCUUGAAUCAUGCAACACUGCUGGGUAAUGGCUCCACCAGGCCAUCAAAGACCUUCGUGUUCCCAGAAACGGACACUGAUGAUAGACAGGAUUACUCAACGCAGAGCGGGAACUCCGGGAGGGCAGAUAUUACAAACAAAUACCAGUCUUUUUUCUUUGCCGGUCAACUUCAAAGCUACCAAGCAUCCGAGUGUCUGAGGCCGGUGCAGAGCUGCCAGGAUUACCCAGAAGACACCAGCAGUAGUGACGAUGAGGGGAAACUCAUCAUAGAACUGUAGAUGAACACAUGCUGCUUGGAUUUUUUUUUUUUUUUUUUACUGUAGAUAUUUAUUUGACGAUAAAGUAAAACAUCCCUUCAGGGUUAAAAUGAUCUUAUUGGCUGAGUUAUAGC
This is a messenger RNA of Sphaeramia orbicularis (orbiculate cardinalfish), 5162 nucleotides long. RefSeq names its product zinc finger protein 831 (gene znf831). The transcript is spliced from 3 exons. Lineage: Eukaryota; Metazoa; Chordata; Actinopteri; Kurtiformes; Apogonidae. The coding region runs from base 10 to 5049 and encodes 1679 amino acids. The record is from RefSeq and is a predicted model, not a curated record.